GGGCGGCAAAUUGUGAGCAGCUGCUGCCGCUUUCAUGCUGCCCGCCGGCUGCUCGCGCCGGCUGUUGGCCGAGCUGCGGGACGCCCUGGACGCCUGCGCCGAGCGACAGCGACAGCUGGAGCGGAGUCUGCGCGUCUCCCGGCGGCUGCUGCGGGUCUGGGAACCAGCCGAGACCCCGGCUCUGGAGCCAACUCCAGGACCAGAUACUAAUGAAGAGGCCCGGCCUCCAGCACGCACACCCAGCCCCCAAGACCUCAAGGAGCUGGAGCUUCUGACCCAGGCACUGGAGAAGGCUGUACGAGUGCGAAAAGGCCUCUCUAAGGCUGGAGGAAGAGACGAGGCCCCCAGCCGGAAGUCUCGGUCCAUUGUCUCUCCUGCCACCACAGCCUCUGUCCCACCCCGGGCCUCAGGCCAGGCUGGCCGCCGAGCAUCAGAGACAAAACCCCCCAGGGGCGUUCGCCAGACCACUGUGCCUGCCAAGGGCCUCCCUGAGCUCAGGCUUCUGUCAGUGGGGGAUCAGACCUGUAAGGCGAGAGGGGCUCAAGCUGCCAAGCCUGAACCAGGCCUCAGGGACCAACAAAUAGCCCCAUCAGCUGCUCCUCAGGCCCCAGAAGCUUUCACACUCAAGCAGAAGGGGAUUCUGCUGCGGCUGCCCAUGGCCUUCAGGAAGGCGGCUUCCCAGAAUUCCCGCCUGUGGGCCCAACUCAGCUCUACAGAGACCAGUGACUCCAUGGAUGCCACUACCACCGCCAAGACGCAGUUCCUCCGGAAAAUGCAGUCAGGCUGGCCCAGCUCCAGGCUCUGUGCUGCCGAGGUGGAGGCAGAGGUGGGGCGCCUGCGGAAGGCCUGCUCACUGCUGAGGCAGCGAAUGGGGGAAGAGCUCACAGCAGACCCAGUGGACUGGAUGCAGGAGUACCACUGCCUGCUCACCCUGGAGGGGCUGCAGGCCAUUGCAGGGCAGUGUCUCCACAGGCUACAGGAACUGCGUGCAGCUGUGAUGGAACACCAGCUGGCGCCAUGGCCUGAGGGGAGACUCCCCAGUGCCCCAUCUUCCUGUGGAGGAGGAGCAGACUCCAUCUGGAGCCCUCAGUUGCUUCUUUACUCCAGCACCCAGGAGCUGCAGACCCUGGCGUCCCUCAGGCUGCGGGUAGCCAUGCUGGACGAGCAGAUCCACCUGGAAAAGGUCCUGAUGGCUGAACUCCUCCCCCUGGUGAGCACACAGGAGCCUCUGGGGCCACCCUGGCUGGCGCUGUGCCGGGCUGUGCACAGCCUGCUCUGCGAGGGAGGUGAGCACUUCCUCACCAUCUUGCGAGAUGAACCUGCUGACUGAGCCCUCCCAUGGCCAGCCCCCCCCAGCCCUACUCCCAGGCCUCAGGACCCUGGGGUGAGAGCAAGCCGUUGGGGAGAGCCCCACCCUCCCUGGUCAGGUUUAAGUACAUGUGGAUUGAGGAAAUUUUCAGUGGUGCUGUGGGACCAGAGAUGCCUGUACCCUGGGAAGCCAUGUUUCCGAGGUGGGAUGGGGAUGGCUCCCUGGCUCUUCCUGAGGAACCUAAGGCCCUUCUGACAGCUGUUAAACCUGCUGGGCAAGGCUUGGCUCAGCCUGGCCUUCCACAGGCUCCAGGAGACCAGAGGCCCAAGGCGGGUAUUUCUUAGCAACCUUUUUUUUUCUCGCUUUAGAUUUAAAAGCCGCUCGUGUGACAUUAAAACUAUUUUAGAAAGUAAUACAUAUUUAAGCUAUACCACAUCUCUCCUGUCACCCAUGCCCACCAACUUCUCCUGGGUCAUUGCUCUGGCCACUGUGGGCCCCUCAUCUGAGCUGCUGCCAGGGAACAGACCCAUCACCCCUUACCUGCUCCACUGUCACCUCCUCCGAGACUCCUCCCUCCGCUGCUGAAGGAGAAUCAGUUGCUUCAUGGAAGGCAAGAAAAUGUAGAGGUCAAGGUCCUGGCCUCUGGGUUUACAACAGUCACAGAUUUGGGUUUACACUGUGACCCGUUUGCUGCUGUGGGACUUUGAGAAAGAUUCUUGAGGGCUCUGAGCCUCAAUUCCCAGUGUUGUCCCUACUGUCAUACUGGGUGUAGUGGUUGUUACCCCUGGGGCUGGAGUGAAAAUGAAUGAGACGUGUGAAGAUGCUGAGCUCAAGCCCCAUGCUGAACACGACCAGCGGCGCGUGCUGGGCCAGGUCCAGGCAGGGUCCACGCAGUGAGAAGGUGGUGGCCAUGGUGGUGGCGCUGGCCAUCAGGACAAUUAUGCCAAAUGGCAGGGUGUAGUGUGGCCACAAGCCCCGUGUGUCACCAGUGGCCAAGAGCAGUGCAUGCAGGGCCCCAGGAGGCUGGGGGUGGGGUAGGGGGCUGUGCUGCUCCCUGGUGAAGGCUGGGAGGCUAUGGCAUUCAUUGUUUUUGUUUUCUUUUAAAAAU
Molecule: messenger RNA, 2417 nt
Organism: Equus quagga
Lineage: Eukaryota; Metazoa; Chordata; Mammalia; Perissodactyla; Equidae
Gene: TEDC2
Product: tubulin epsilon and delta complex 2
Exons: 10
Coding region: 35-1330 (431 amino acids)
Source: RefSeq, a predicted model, not a curated record